Galendromus occidentalis (western predatory mite) is the source of this 2268-nucleotide messenger RNA. Its product is annotated as peroxidase. Gene Ontology annotation, biological process: response to oxidative stress. The record is from RefSeq and is a predicted model, not a curated record. Gene Ontology annotation, molecular function: peroxidase activity; heme binding. The coding region runs from base 1 to 2121 and encodes 706 amino acids. Lineage: Eukaryota; Metazoa; Arthropoda; Arachnida; Mesostigmata; Phytoseiidae. The transcript is spliced from 6 exons.
AUGGAAUACCGCACUGAUUGUACGGUCAACUUGUUGUAUGCCAUAGGCGUCGUGCUCGCACUGAGCUGUUACGCUCAGAGCCAACACAUUUCCCCUGAAGAGCUGGAUCAGGCUUUCAUACAAGCGGCCUCCGACCUGCAGGAGAAUGAACGGCUCCAACGGAGGGCUGUGGAACUUGGGAAGGUUGUCAGCGACCAAGAGGCUUCGGCCUCCAGGAAACAUCAGCGGACAACGUACGCCGCCAAGAAGGCGAAAGCGACGAUCGAUCAGGGAUUCCUCUUCAACGCUGCCACUCUCGCUCUCUUGAAGAGCGGUCGUUUCGCCCGUGAGGACGUGGGGCGAUUGAGUUCACUCUCUCUGGAACAUUCUGUGCUAGCGAAGCAGGCUCAGGACAAGUGCAACUCUGAACAAGACAUCGCGAUCUGCCAAAAACAGGCCUUCCAGACUCACGAUGGUACCUGCAACAACCUUCUCAACCCGCAGUGGGGUCAGGCCAACGGCUGCCAGCUGCGACUUCUGGAACCUGCCUAUGAAGACGGAGUCGGUCUUCCCCGAAGGUUCAUGAGCAACGGAGACGAACUUCCCAACCCUCGAUUUGUUUCGGAGAAGCUCCUGGAGGUCCUCGGAGAGGAGGAGUUGGACCCUCAGUACACCCAUCAGGUCCAGGGUUUCGGACAGUUCCUUGAUCACGACAUGAUCCUCACGCCGACUUCUCGUAUUGGAGUCAACGGCUCCAUGCCGCAAUGUUGCCCGUUCGAUACCAACCAGAUUUCGCAGUGCUUCCCGAUCUACGUCCGACCCGGCGACCGUUUCUUCAGCAAAGUUCAGACGGAGUGCAUGAACGUCGUACGAUCCGGACCCUGUCCCACCUGCACGUUGGGCUACCGUCAGCAGAGCAAUGCCGAAACGUCUUUCAUCGAUCUGUCGAACAUUUACGGGUUGAACGACACGCAGAACAGACAACUGAGGACGCUCGACGGUAGCGGAGAGCUCACGUCCCAGGGCAUUGGCCUCCUGCCCCCCACCCAAACCCCCCAGAACGACGGUUGCUCGGAUCCGGACACCAACCGACUCUGCUUCCGUGGAGGAGAUAUCCGUGUCAACCAGCAGAUCGGUAUCGUGUCGCAGACGACGACGUGGCAUCGCCAGCACAAUUACAUCGCUCGCCGUCUCCGUGCCAGACACCCCCACUGGGACGACGACACGCUCUACUUCACCGCGAGACGCAUCGUGAUUGCCCAGAUGCAGAUGGUUUCGUACAACGAGUUCCUCCCCAAGGUUAUCGGUAAGGACUACAUGCGGAAGUACGCCCUCGACUUCACCGGUCCCACAAAAUACAAUCCGGACAUCAACCCUGGAAUCAUCAACGAAUGGGGAGUAGCUGCCUACCGUUACGGUCACGCCACGAUCCGGAACUCCUUCUGGGCGGUCGAUCUCAAGGGUCGACUCGAGCGGGAAAUUCCCAUGCGGGACGCUUUCAACCGCGUUCUCAACUUCUACAACCCGCUGGAAAACGAUAAGAUCAUGCUCGGCUUCUCCGUUCAGCCCAUGAAGAAAUUCGGACCUUCUUUCGUCACCGGCGUCACGAACGACCUGUACCGACCUUUGAACAGCUCCUUCGGAAUGGACCUUCCCGCGAUCAACACGCAGCGAGGCCGUGAUCACGGAAUUCCAGGAUACACUAACUACCUCAAGUUGUGUUCAGGACUCGACGUCCACUCGUGGGAAGAUCUGGCGGCAAUCCUCAAGCCGAAAUGCGCAAUCGCUCUCCGGGAUCUUUACGCUGCACCCCAAGAUGUCGACCUUUUCAUCGGCGGAGUUUGUGAAACUCCUCUGCCCGGCGCCAUCGUUGGCCCUACAUUCGGAUGCAUUAUUGGAACGCAGUUCCACAACGUGCGAUACGGAGACCGAUUCUUCUUCACUCACCAGGGAGAGCACACCUCGUUCACGCCCGAACAACUGCGCUCUUUGUUGGAGUCGACGCUCUAUGCAAAGAUCAUUUGCGACACCUCGGAGGGCAUUAAGAACAUUCACGAAGACGUCUUCACGCAGAUUUCUGAACACAAUCCCAUCAACCCGUGCAGCAGCUACCCUAGCCUGGACCUUUCACCCUGGGACUAGAGCCAAUGUCUCCGCUAGAGACCUCCCGUUCGACCCGGUCGCCAUACGGUCUACGAGUUAGUUGUAAAGUUGCUGUUAUUUUGUUACAAAAAUGCAUACGAACUCAAAUAUCAAUUGUGGGCUACGAACGAUGAGACCUGUAAUCUG